Kalmanozyma brasiliensis GHG001 is the source of this 2274-nucleotide messenger RNA. RefSeq names its product Acyltransferase ChoActase/COT/CPT. The record is from RefSeq and is a predicted model, not a curated record. Lineage: Eukaryota; Fungi; Basidiomycota; Ustilaginomycetes; Ustilaginales. Gene Ontology annotation, molecular function: carnitine O-acetyltransferase activity. Gene Ontology annotation, cellular component: mitochondrion. Gene Ontology annotation, biological process: carnitine metabolic process. The coding region runs from base 1 to 2274 and encodes 757 amino acids. The transcript has a single exon.
AUGGCACCGGGUCUCAUGUCAUCCGAAGCCAAGGGCAACUUCAACGCGCAAGCCGUCGAGGUCAAGUCCGCCUCGGUCAACGAUGGCGGCGCCGCGGAAGGUCUCGGCGGCGGCAAGACCUUCGAAGGUCAAUCCAAGCUCCCGCACCUUCCCAUCCCCACCCUCGAAGACACCUGCCAACGCUACCUGUCGAGCCUUCAACCGCUCCAAACGCCUGAACAGCACGCGACGACCCAAUCCGUCGUCGCCGACUUCCUCAAGACUGACGGCCCCAUCGUCCAGGCGCAGCUGCAGGAGUACGCCAGCACGCGCGCCAGCUACAUCGAGGAGUUCUGGGACGAGAGCUACCUCCAAGCCUCGGACUCGGUGGUGCUCAACCUCAACCCGUUUUUCAUCCUCGAGGACGAUCCUACGCCGACGCGGGGGAAUCAGCUGAUGCGAACGGCGAAUUUGAUUCUGGCGAGUCUGGCGUUUAUCCACGAUCUGCGCACGGGGGUGCUCGAGCCGGAUAGCGUGAGGAGCACGCCGCUGGACAUGUUUCAGUACACGCGGCUGUUUGCCACCUCGCGCAUCCCUACGGCGAACGGGUGUCGGAUGGAGGUGGAACCUGAAUCGCGUCACAUUGUCGUGAUGCGCCGGGGCCAGAUCUACUGGUUCGAAGCGUUGGACGAGGAGCAUCGACCGUUGCUCACCGAACGCGCGAUGUUGGGAAACCUCCAAGCCAUCAUGAAGGACGCCGACCAGAUCCCGACCGAGGACGUCGCCAAGGGAUCCGUCGGCAUCCUCACCACCGAAAAGCGCCCCAUCUGGUCCAUGUACCGCGAACACCUCCGCGAAGACGCGCACAAUCGCAAGUGUCUCGAGGUGGUCGAUUCGGCGCUGUUCGUCGUGUGCAUGGACGAUUCCGCUCCCGCAGACGCCGCCGAGCUGAGCAACAACAUGCUCUGCGGCACGUACAAGCUCCAACGCGGCAUCCAGACCGGCACGUGCACCAACCGAUGGUACGACAAGCUCCAGAUCAUCAUCUGCGCCAACGGCGCUGCCGGCGUCAACUUUGAACACACGGGGGUCGAUGGUCAUACGGUGCUGCGCUACGCUGCGGAUGUGUAUACGGAGUUGAUCAUGCGGUUUGCCAAAUCCAUCAAUUCGGCGACCAAGAGUCUGUUCAAGGCCAAGACGAGUCCGUUUGCCAAGGGAUCGGGUAAGAAGGCCAAUGGGACCACCAGCGAGGUGGAUGCGCAAAAGGCGCAGGACGUGGACCAGGCGACGGCGCCUAAGAAGCUCGAGUGGAAUCUCACCACCAAGCUUGCGGACGGCAUCCGAUACGGUGAGACCCGACUCAGCGAUCUCAUCUGCCAGAACGAGUGCGAGGUGCUCGAGUUCGAUCGGUACGGCAAGAACUUUAUCACGCGUCACCGGUUCUCGCCCGAUGCGUUUGUGCAGAUGGCGUUCCAGGCGGCGUACUACACGCUGUACGGGCGAUGCGAGACGACCUACGAACCGGCCAUGACCAAGGCUUUUCUUCACGGACGCACCGAGGCGAUCCGCACCGUCCAACCGCAUUCCGCCAAGUUCGUCGAGACCUACGUGUCAGGUGCCAAGAACGAGGCCAAGAUCGAUGCGCUGCGCAAGGCGUGUGAUGGACAUGCCAAGCUGAGUCGUGCCUGCGCAUCCGGUCAGGGUCACGAUCGACAUCUGUACGCGCUGCACAAUUUGUGGAAGAAGCACAAUGAGAAGGCGGCAACUCCGGCCAUCUUUACGGACGCAGGGUAUGCGAAGCUCAACCACACGGUGGUCUCCACCUCGAACUGCGGCAACCCGGCACUGCGCAUGUUCGGCUUCGGCCCGGUGGUCCCAGACGGCUUCGGUAUCGGGUACAUCAUCAAAGACGACGGCAUCACCGUUUGCGCCUCGUCAAAGCAUCUCCAGACCAAACGCUUCUUGGACACUCUCGAGUCGUAUUUGCUGCAGACGCAGACGAUGAUCAUCGAGCUGUACAAGUCGGCCAACGUGCGGUCGAGGAGCACCUACAUCGAUCAUGCGGGUGUCGAGUGCGAUGUGCGCACCGGUCUGCCCAUCGGCAGCAAGAGCAACGGCUACACGCACGACUACGACGAUGCGGGCAAGAACAGCCAGGUGGGUCAAAGUGGAUAUUCGUUCUUUGGCGACGAGAACAAGGCGGCUGCCCGCAAGGAGGAGGAGCAGACCGACGGAAAGAGGAGGAAGCGCAUCGCCAGUGUCGGAAAGACCAUUUUGUACGACGAGUAUAAUUGA